This is a messenger RNA of Megachile rotundata (alfalfa leafcutting bee), 2409 nucleotides long. RefSeq lists its product as uncharacterized. The record is from RefSeq and is a predicted model, not a curated record. Lineage: Eukaryota; Metazoa; Arthropoda; Insecta; Hymenoptera; Megachilidae. Gene Ontology annotation, molecular function: pseudouridylate synthase activity; hydrolase activity, acting on glycosyl bonds. Gene Ontology annotation, cellular component: cytoplasm.
AACAAAUCAUUAAGAAUCGAUUUUUCAAAUUGCAAUUGCAAUCAUGUAUAAUCGAUAAAUCGAUUCAUCUAGUCGAGAUUUUUAUUGAAUUAAAUUAUUUGUGAUAAAAUAAUUUUCUAUCUCAAAUGUUAUCAUAAUUAUGAGAUCUGUACAGGUUAGAAGCGUAAAAAAUGUUUAUCAUCAAGUAAUAAGCAAGAUAAACGUAGAUAUUUUCACACGUUCAAAAACAUGAAGAUGCAGUGGAUUAAUUUUCAAAAGCUUUUUAAAAUAGCAACAAGAUGUAAUUCAUUAAAUAGCCGUCAAAUUAGGAGCAUUUUUAUUUAUGGCAAUGAGGUGAAAGUGGCAAAAAAGAAUGGAUUUCCAAUUGUGGCUUUAGAAUCUACAGUUAUCACUCAUGGAAUGCCUUAUCCCGAUAAUUUAAACACAGCUGUUAAAGUUGAAAAUGCCGUCAGAACCAAAGGUGCAGUACCUGCAACAAUAGCUAUUUUAAAUGGACAGAUUCAUAUUGGUUUAAAUCAGGAGCAAUUAGAAAUAUUAGCUCGAUCAGAUCCUAUAAGAACCAUUAAGUGUUCUUGUAGAGAUAUAUCAUCUCUUGUUUCUCAAAAACUUAAUGGAGGAACAACUGUCAGCGCAACAAUGUUAAUAGCAAAUUUAUCAGGAAUACCUAUAAUGGCAACAGGAGGUAUUGGGGGUGUUCACCGUGGAGUAGAAUCAAGUUUUGACAUUAGUGCUGAUUUGGUAGAACUUGGUCGUACACCUGUAGCUGUUGUGUGCUCCGGUGUUAAAUCUAUUUUAGACAUUGAAAAGACAUUAGAAUAUCUAGAAACACAGGGAGUACCUGUUAUAAAAAUUGGUGAAACCAAUCAUUUCCCUGCAUUUUAUUGUACAGAAACUUUUCAAAAACUAAAAGUACCUCAUAGAGUUUCUAAUUCAAAAGAAGCAGCAGAUACGUUAAAAGCUCAGAAGGAAUUGAAUCUUCAAACAGGGUUGCUGUUUGUGGUUCCUAUUCCUCAAAAAUAUGCACUAGAUCCUAAAGAGAUGGAGUUAGCUAUAUGCAAAGCUUUGGAAAAAGCUAAAAGUAAUCAUGUAAGUGGUAAAGAUGUGACUCCAUUCUUGCUAAAAGAAGUGAAUAACAUUACACAUGGUCAAUCUUUGCAAGCUAAUAUGGCACUCAUAGAGAAUAAUGCAAAUAUAGCAGCAGAGAUUGCAGUAAAUUUGACCAGGAAACAUCUCCAUGGCUAUACCAAUACUAGUGCUGUCAAAUGUCAGUUGGUAGCAGAACGAAAUCCAAUUGUUAUUGGUGGGGCUGUGAUGGACACUACGUUGCAAGUAAAGGAGGCUGAGAUAAAAGACGAUGGUAGAACGCAUGCCGGUAGAAGCAGAGAAAGUUGCGGCGGGGUCGGACGGAACGUCGCCAACGCCUUGAUCAGCCUUGGUCUGAACAGUACGCGGUUAAUAUCCGUCGUCGGUAACGACCAGCCUGGGAAAGCUAUAAUUAAAAGUCUAGGAGAUGGUGGCCAGACCGUUGAGCAGUUGUCAAAUAUGAACACGGCUAGAUGUACCGUAAUAAUCGACUACCAAGGCGAGUGCCGUUUUGUAAUCGAUGAGAUGGAAGUACUCGCCAGUAUUAGCCCAAACUUGAUAAAGAAGUAUCAGUCGUUAGUAGAGAAUGCAAGCUUCAUCGUCCUUGAUGGCAAUAUACCUCUAGACACUAUUCGUUAUGUACUGGAUCUCGCAACGUAUUCAAAAAUACCAGUAUGGUAUGAACCUACGGACAUAAAGAAGGCAACUAAAGUAUUUGAAGCAAAAUCACAGUGGCAAAAUGUUUUACACUUUAUAUCUCCAAAUCGAAAUGAGUUAUCAGUCAUUGGAAAAUAUCUUGGUAUACCAGUACCAGAAAAUAAAUUAAAUAUGGACUUAGAAGAAGUAAAAAUAAUUGCAGAACAAGUGGCUGAAUUUGUCCCAGUAGUUAUAAGUACAUUGGGAUCACAAGGAGUACUGGUCGUACGUAAAGCCUUGGGAAAUGAUCCUUUUUAUGAUGAAGGAGGUAAAUUGAUUGCAAACACUAUGAUUAAUUCUCGUUUGUAUCCUCCUUUAUCCUAUGUUUCUGAUGAUUCAAAUGAAACAUUCAACGUAAGUGGUUGUGGCGAUUGUCUUACUGCUGGAAUAAUUUAUGGAAUUCAUAAAAAUUUAGACGAAACGGGUUGUCUUUCUUUAGCUUUAAAAGCUGCUGCACUUUCGUUAACUUCAUUAGAUGCAGUCCCAUCUUCACUCUCAUUAUUGUGCAAUGAUAUCAAAUCUUGAUAUAUAGAAUAACUAUUAAUAAUAGAUAAAAACAUUAUUGAGAAAUACAGUAGUUCAUAUCCUAAUGCAUUUAUCAAAUAAGCUAGUUUAUUUAUAUUUAUAUUA